This is a messenger RNA of Blastomyces gilchristii SLH14081, 4615 nucleotides long. RefSeq lists its product as uncharacterized. The transcript is spliced from 2 exons. NCBI's taxonomy places the organism in Eukaryota, Fungi, Ascomycota, Eurotiomycetes, Onygenales, Ajellomycetaceae. The coding region runs from base 289 to 1068 and encodes 259 amino acids. The record is from RefSeq and is a predicted model, not a curated record.
AUUGUGCGAGGUUGGGGUCAUGAUUAUGUAAUGAGGUCAAGUGGCGCACUUAGCGAGGUCAAGUUUUCUGUACACGUGAGGGAAGGCCAUCUUCCAAGGUUACCAGCUUCCCCGUUCCCAGCUUGGUCGGCAGGUUAAUGGUGCAUUUACUUGCGGGUCAGCGCAAAUCUCUUACAAUCUGCCAUCCCCCUCUUACCCCUUGAUCGUCUACCUUUUCGUGCUGCGCGAGAAACGUUCAACCCCUUGAGACAGACCCAGGUUGCAUAUCUAUCCUCCGACAGUCAAGUCAUGUUUAGGCGCCCGAGACAGACUGAGCCAGACAGGCUCUCAACAAGACUCAGCACAAUACUUCAACCUCUCACUGUAAUUCCUUGGGGAUCGCUCGCAAUGUGGUAUCUGGGCGUCCCUGUCGUCUGUGGGGCCACCAUGGUUGUUGUGCAGGACAAUCACUACACAGUCGCCAUUGAAAAGCUCGAGAACGCGGGAUUCACCCGAAGCAUUCCAAAUCGCACUCCUCCUCUGGAGGUCAUGGAGGGUCAUCCAAAUCCACAACAGAUGUUGGAGGAAAUAAAUGCUGGCUACAAACGCCUUGAUUGUUCUUGUGCAGUAUUUGAUUAUCCACAAGAUGAUCCAGCAGAAAAGGGUUUGCAGGUGUACCUGUUUCCAAAUUCCUUUACACACAUUCCCUUAGGAGAGAUUUCUUACCCUCCAAACAACAUCACAUAUGCUACGACCACAAAACAAUUUGAUACCUACAAAAAUUUACAAUAUCCGCUAGAACAGGCACUGGUUGAAAGCUUUGUUAUGGCUGCGAUUGAUGAAGAAACAGAGUCAGGUUAUUCUGCAUGGGGCGAGUCAUUGAGAUCCUGGAUAUCCAUGAUGACAGGAUACCUUGAGGUCAAUAAUGAUGUUCUUGAUCAUUGUUCAGAUAAGCAGGCAGUGGAAUGGUAUAGUACCAAUUUUGGUCGAAUCCAUGAGGCCAAAUUUGGUCCGAUGGAUCGACGCAUUUCUAAACGCCUUGGCUCAGGUAAAGAGCUACCAAUAGAUAUGAGGGGGAAUCCUAUUUGAUGUUUUUUCCCCCUUCAUUGACUACAAUACACGGGAUAUUCUUUUUUGGACAAUACUUAAGCAAUAGAAUUCAUAUCAUCUGCCAGACGUAUAGCAAGACUAUGUUAUACCCCCAAGGUUCCGUUGAACAACAAAACUACAUGCCCUUCUCCCCGCCAACGGAUUUCGGUAACAUCUGUAGCACUGCGUAACCCUCCCCGAAGGCCACCGCAUGGAACAAGCUCUCGCCCUCCCUAGUAGUUUGACCUUGGAUGUGUGAUUAUUUCGGAAUCUGCCACCUUCAUUGAAUUCUAUCGCUCGAUCGAUGACCGGGUUGAGGCGGAGGACAGAGAAACUUAUUAGUUUUGGAAUACAGCGGUGCAUUUGACCUUUGCCUUCAGAGACUGGACCAAGGCUGGCCUCUUUUGAACAAGAUUUGCUAGCGCAGUUUGCAACUCCUGGCUUUGAUUGAAGUCGAGCUCUGGUCUGCCUGGCACUGCCAAAGGGAUCAUAUUCGUGAUAUCCCGGAUAUCUGUUCCCUCUUUUGGACUACCUUGGCGCUGAUACUGAGACAAAAUCUUUUCACGCAGGAUCCAUUCAGCGCCAAAGAAUUUGACUGCGCGACCAUUGAUAUUCAACGUCUUCCGUGUGGCGGCCUGAAUGUUGUACUGGGGACGUUGCGGCCAGCUUUGGAAGUCGAAUACUUCUAGCUCCACUAACUGGGCGGCACCUCCUGGUCGGCGCAGUUUGUAUGCGGGAAUGGUGUGCCUGAACUGGCUGACUCCUUCGAAAUCGGUUGGGAAGGAUGUGAGGAGCUGAGUUGUAAGACGGUCGGCGGUGAUCAUACGUUAGUCAACAUGAAUGACCAAGUCAACGUCUUCGGUCCUGCGAGUGGGGUCGGGAUACAACAGACAGGUGGCAGCGCCCCCCAUAAUGGCGUAGUCGAUGUUCAAUGAAUCAAGUUUCUGCGCCAGCGCGGAAACAACAGUUCUCAGUUCAUCAGGGCUGAGCGGCGCCAUUGUAUUUCAGGUAUCGCUAGACUAUGUAUGUCAGCAUGUCAUUCACAGCUAACGGAGACAAGUAACACUUACAGGGUUUGUGUUACAUCUGGAAUUUGGUUCUUUGGGUGAAGUUAAAUGAAGAGUAGCGUUCUGCUUUCAAGUUGGGACAGAGGAAGAAGAAGAAAUUGGCGAUUCCCAGGAAAACGACGCUCUAUUUAUGCUAUUUUUCAUCACGACAAGAAAGAGCGACGGUCUCAGCGGAGAUAAUUCUCACUUCUAGUGGCGGCGCUUAGAGCCAGUGGUUGACUCUCGCUCUGCGCUUGUCUCUUGCAUUGAUGUGAGUCUGCAAAACUGUUUGGAUCAAUAAGAAUUGCAAAAAACAUCCGAAACGUUGGGAUCUGAAAUUUUCUAAUGCAGGACCGACAGAGGCAACCCUGUCCAUUCAGAUUGACCAGUCAUUCCUGGUGCUUGUUCCCACGACAAGAAUGGAGUUGCAGGCAUUCUUCCCCAUCCAAAUGACUACCACCAAACAUCAUGGUUCAAUGUCAGCGCUUGGGAGUCAUUCAUAUCCAGAAUACCAAUAAUGAUUGGCUAAGCCUCUGCUACAUAUUGACAGAAACUUAGUUUAUCAUCUUGUACAAGUAUGAAAUUGAAGAGACACAUGUAUGAAAUAUUUAUGCGCCAGAGUAAACCGAAUCAGAGGAGAGUUUGAAAGUAGAAUCCUGGCAAGCUCUCAUUAUUUAUGAUGUCUUCAGACACCUGCGGAUCCAAUGAAAUUUCUCUUGAAACAGGAUCCAGUAAUCUUCUCCUGUUCAUGAUAUCUUGGCGACUUGCUCGGUGGGUAACUGCUUGAAAGGGGAAACAAAAGGAAGGGUCAACUAGCCUAAGAUAGUUUGGGAGGAGAAGGAAAAAGGAUGAUGGAAAGGCACGUAGCCUAUUACUGCGUAUACGCAUCCUAAGACGGCGGCCGCUCAUUCUGGAGGGAAGAAAGGGGAACCAAAAAAGUGAGCCGGCGGAUCCAUGCUAAGCUGCGCCGCAACGGAUAUGCACAUCGAGGGCGUUUGGCUCCGGUAAUCUGAACGGGUUGAUCCAUCCAUGCAAGGAAUAAGCCUGGCUGGCUGGUCGCACGGCGGGUCCAUCCGUCAUGGCUUGCUCGGCACCAAACGGGCGAGUGGUUGCGUGGGUGGCCGGGUGGUGAGCGAAGGUGAUGCGAUGGAGAGCGCGGGUGAAUGAGCCUGAAGUGGAGUGGACCCUGGCGAAGUCAGGCAAUGAUAAAGCAGCUGGACACACUAGCCGGAUCAAGGCUUGAGGGGUUAGUGUGUGAUAACGUGACCAACCACCCAACGCCCGCCAUUUCACCAUUAUUAUUAUUAGCUGAGCCAUCUUGCUCUAGUGACAGUGAGUGAUAAGUUCAUCAGUAUAUGUAUUUUCUUCCUCAAGCAUGAUGCAUCUUUCUCUAGAAAUUCUUCCUGCCUUGCCUCCUUCACCAGCCACUGCCUUCUUUCUCGCAUUGUCAAUUCUAUUCUCUCUUCUGUCUCUUCUUUUCUCCUCUCUUUUCCCCUCCUGGCUCUCCUGCUCUCUUUUCUUCUUGAUCUUGGUCUCUCGUUGCUUAGCCCACUCUGCUUCUGCUUCUGCAGCUUUUUUUUUUUUUUUUGAAGCGUUGUAAAUUUGGCCUGUAGCCUGUCUAUUCUCUUGCUAGACCCUCACAUCCUCACAUUGAACAAGUGACACAUACGUUAUGUAUUAAUGUGUCGAGGGGUUGACGUAGUGAGUUUGUUGGCUGCGUUUGUGAUCACUGAUGGUAGGGGUAUAUAGAACAUAGAUUGGGAGAGCGAAAAGCGAAUGGAAACGAAAAAAGGACUGCAAAAAGGAAUAAAUGAAAAUUAAAAAAGAGGAAAGAGAAAAUAUGUAUCGGAUGGAUUAGAGUUAAUUUUAUAUAAACUCGGCUGAAUUCUCUUCUUGGCUUCACUUCAUUCGAUGCGAAUGAGGGUAGAUGGGGAAAAAAAGUUAAAGUAAUAAGAAAAAGUAGAAAAAACUGUCGUUAACCUUGAAAACCGAAUCGGAGUGUGCAACGAAAGGAAAAUCUCAACUCAUACAUCGAUUGACUGAACGAGGAAGAAAAUGGAAAAAGGAAGAAGGAAGAAGGAAAUUGGUUAAAAGAAAAGAAGAAGGCAGAGAGACGGGGAGAAAACCCGGCGAAACUAUGAGAGAUAAGAAGGAGAAGGAAAAGGCGGCUUAUUAAAAAUAGCGUAAUGUAGGAGGAAGGGGGGGGUAGAAAUCAUCAUAUUGGUGUCUUCAGAAGAAAGCAGGGGAGGGAGAAAGAGGAGAGAAGGGAAGAAAGAAAAAUAUACAGCAACGUCCUGUAGUACCGUGGUCCCUGCCAUGGGAGUUGGGAGAAAUGAGCAUUAAACAUGAUUUUAAAGCACCCCUGGCCGCGUCGCAUGGUGUGAUGUGAGAGGUGAGUAGGGUAGACCGGGGGUGUGAGGGUGAUGGAAUGAAACGAGGUAAAAUAAAAUCAGCCAAACACGGAGAUAAGAGUAGAAUGAAUAAACGAAAUGCAAAAAAAA